This is a messenger RNA of Yamadazyma tenuis ATCC 10573, 4092 nucleotides long. RefSeq lists its product as uncharacterized. Lineage: Eukaryota; Fungi; Ascomycota; Pichiomycetes; Serinales; Debaryomycetaceae. Gene Ontology annotation, cellular component: RAVE complex. The record is from RefSeq and is a predicted model, not a curated record. Gene Ontology annotation, molecular function: protein binding. Gene Ontology annotation, biological process: vacuolar acidification.
UAAUGACUAUCAACUUCAUUCCUGGAGAAGUCAACAGAACAGAAAACUCGGUGCUGCACGGACGAUGGAAAGACCACUACAUAAUUGUCUACGGCUCCGGUAACAACUUGGUGAUAUCUUCUCUCACCUUCAAAAACAACAUCACCGACCAUCUUCAAACCAUUUAUCUCGAAUCAGACCCGUCCUCCAUUGACUUCAAUGCAUCCAGUGGCUUUAUCGCCAUCUCAGUCAAAUCCAAAGUGCUUCUCCUUAAGCCGGUCAACGAGUUCAUGAGCAGGCCCCAAUGGUCUGUGGCGUUAGAGGUUUCUGCUCAUUCCACUGUCAAUUGCAUGCACUGGGCCCCUGUCGAGAAUGAAUUGGCAAUAGGAACAUCCGAUUCGAUUGAAUUAUUCAAGAUCUAUGAGGAGUAUGGUGCCCUCAAGUACCAUCGUCGAUGGUUCCAGACACAAGCAAUAUCAGUUACUGCUCUCAAAAUUACCUUCAAUUCCAAUAAAAUCGUGGUGCAGAAUGGCGACUAUGAUAGACUAUUGAAAGUGUGGUCUCGCAUUAACUAUGGAGACGAUAACACCUUGUUUGAGUUGACAUACCUUCCGCAUCCUGUUAAUGACUUCAUUUUGGACUUCAAAUGGCGCUUCAGGCUUUAUAGCAAAUCAUCCAAGGUGAUUGACGAAUCAAUGGCUAAUAUCAAGAAUAUCAGAAACUAUAUUGACACCGGCAACGAGGACUCAGAUACACUCUUCACCUUCUCUUACAAUAAAGUGUUCAGAGUGUGGUCUACGUACGAAUCUAGUGGACAUAAUCUGAUCAAGUGUUGGGGUCAAUUGGACUUGUCGGACUGUUUUGUAAACCAGACUAUUGUUGCCGUGGUGUUGAUCGAUAACUACUAUCUUCAAAAGACAUUAUUCCGCCAAUUGGAGGGCCUGACCUCCGAGUUGGCAAAUUACUUCAAAGAUCAGUUAUAUGAUAACAUCGAUUUGUUGCUCGUGGUGAGCAAUUUGGGUCAAGUGGCCCUUUAUCUGAUUCUGAAUGUGUCGAUGAUCCCGCCCAACUCAAUUCGUUUCGAGCGAAUUGAUACAAUGGCCAUGGAGUUCAAUAAGUUUUCUUUUCUGAGUAUCACAGAAUCAGUACAGCUGGAAGAUAUCCUGUCAGAGGCUUUCAAAAUCAGCUUAAAGCCCGUGGUAGUUCCAAAAAUUGCGUUGUUUGAUAAGGAUGAUGCCACUUUGAGUCUUUUGUUCCAUAAUCGGCUCAAAAAUACCUUGAAACUCAAUACAUUGAAUUUCAAACAGCUACUUAAACCGAAUACUCCUUGUAUUGGAACUAAUCUCGUAAACAAGUUCCAAGGUCAUGAUAAGUCCAUCAGGAAACUCAUCAAAUCAUACAAAUCGAACACCCAUUCCAUUCUAUUGUCUAUUCUGAAUUUUGCCAAAAACAACUACAUUUGGGAACCACUUACCCUCAAAAAACCUUCCAAAAGAACUAUAAUCACUAAGAAAUUCCAGAUUGAUUUAACCCUCGUGAACAACGACCCAAAUAAUUUUAUCUAUGACGCAUUACUCUUGAAUGAUAUCGAAGGUUCUCCAGGCAAACGGCGUCAUCUAGUAAUUUCUUUUGACAAAUUAGGAUUUCUUACUUUAUGGGACUGUAAUGAACUUGAACAUGAAGACAAAUGUGCUGAGGUGAUAUACAGCGAACAUGUAGAAGAUAAAGCUCCGAAGGUGUUGCAAUUGGUUCAAAUUGAGAAGGAUGAAUACUUGAUUGUGUCCAUUUAUGAGUUGGAUGAAGUUAGGUGCUGGAAGUUAAAACUCACAAAGGAAAACUCAAAGAAUAUCGACUUAUUUCCUUGGAAGAUUCAAAACUUGCCGCCAGUGGAAAGUCGUUACAAGAUAAAUAAAAUUGAAAACCUUAUUAACGACAAAUCUUCUUCUUUGAUUUCCAUAAUUGAAGAAGGUGGACAUCUAAGUAACUACUCCAUCAAGUUUGCCGAAAUUGUCGAAUGGGUUGAAACUUCCUCCUUUCAAACAAAUAUCAAAAACUGUUCCAAAGUAAUGGGUUCAUCUAUCAUCAAUAAAAUUGCAUUUGUUGAUGAAACGGGUUAUAAGCUUCAAAUUUGGGACUCUAAGGCAAAACUUCUAGAGUAUGAAGAGGAAUUUAAUGCUGAACAAGGUGCUGUUCGAGACAUUGACUGGUGUCUAAUAAGUUCUCCUGAUCGGUCUUGUCACAAUGUUCUUUUAUCGAUAGGGUUCCAGAGGUUUGUCAUGUUGUACACCCAAUUGAGGUACGACUAUACCAACAAUAUUCCCACAUAUGCUCCUUUGAAAAAGAUCGACAUCAGUGACUACACUUCUCAUGAAAUUGGUGAUUCGAUUUGGAUAAACAAUGGAUAUUUGGUCAUCGGAUGUGGGAAUCAGUUCUUCAUCGAUGAUAGAUGGUUCCAGCUAGGAAGCUCGGGAAGCAGUCUUAUAAAUAGUAUGACUAGACAGUUGGUUAGGGGGUUUUUCGAACACGAUGAUGAUGAUCAGCCUUCUUCACACGAGACUUCUAACCAAAUAUUCGACAUCAGUGACAUUGUGAGGCUUUUGAAUGGACCUUUACCCUAUUAUCAUCCUCAAUUUUUGAUUCAGUUAAUGUAUCUGAACCAAUUUGAUUUGGCCAAACUAAUCUUGGUGAAAUUGUUUCAGUGCAUUCGAAGUGGAGAAAAAAUUAAGUGGAAUUUGGGAUUUGAUCUUGUUGAUGAAAUAUUAUAUGAUCAACAAGCCGAUGGUCGUCAUUCAAUACUUGAAAACGCUAAAGAAGAAGAUAUAUUUUCUACUUUCAACGAGAACUUGGUUGACCUAUUGUCUGAGAAAUUGACGAAAAUAUCGUUACCAUCUUUAACAAGACACCAGCAAAUCACGUUGAUCUCGCUCAUCAAUAUCACCAAACUCGUGAAAAAGUAUGUUGGUAUGUUGGACGAAAACGGAUUAAGAUUCUUAAUUGGGUUCAAGUUGUAUCAGUCAUCUACCAGGCAAUCUGCACUCAACAUGAGAGACAUAAAUUUUGCUUUACACAGUCGUAAUAAGGAUAUAUUGGUUUCAAUAGUUGAAGAAGCCUACGAUUUCAAGUUCACCUUAAGUUUGGUUAAAAGCUUGGGUUUGGUCUACUGGAUUGACAAUUAUAAAUUACUUGAGAUUGUGGAAAACAUUGCUAAAAAUGAAUUCAAUAAUGAGAGAGACCCUUCCGGAAUAGUGUCUUUACUCUAUAUGGCAUUAAACAAAAAGAAUAUACUAGUUGGUUUAUGGAGAACCACUAGUCACAAAGAAAGACAAAAGAUCUUGGCAUUCUUAGCUCAUGACUUUACCCAGAACAGAUGGCAAGUAGCUGCCAUGAAGAAUGCAUUUGCUUUAUUGGGUAAACACAGAUACCUUGAUUCGGCCUAUUUCUUUCUUUUGGGAGAAAAGGUAUCCGAUUGUUGCAGUAUCAUCAACAGUAAAUUGGGUGAUUUCCAGCUUUCGUUAAUUGUAUCAAAAUUAUAUCAUUUUGUCAGAAGCAAAGAAUCUGAUACUCAACAGUUGAUUGAGACUUCACUUUUGAAAGAUGUUAUUGAAAAUGGAGAUAAAUGGGUCAAUAGUUGGUUAUUCUGGGAGUUAAAUCAGAAAGAGAUGGCCAUUCAAGCACUAAUAAAGUCACCAAUUGACCUAAUCAAAUCCUCCGAUUUGAACUGUCCUAACAACUACACACUUAACUCCGAGUCAAACAAGUUUCUCAAUGAGGAUCCAGCACUGAUAUUGCUAUACACCUCCCUCAAAUCCAAGUCAUUGAACUAUCAGCAAGGUUCGAUGUUAAUUACUCCAAAAGAAGAAUCAGAAUUCAUAUUGAAGAUCUGUUCGAUCUAUGAUAAAAUGGGGUGUGAUUAUUUGGCAUUAAUACUUCUUAGAAACUGGAAAUUUGACUACAGGAAAUUUGACAAGAUGAACAAAAUCAAUGUCAAUGGCUUUAAAGAAUUCAAAAUGGACAACGAUCCUCCUCCAGAACAGAUAUUUGAGGAACCCGAUAUGAGUGCUUUUGAUUUCGGGUUUUGAAAGUUAUAGAAACAUGUAAUAUACAAACAGUCAU